AUGGGCCAGUUCCUAUGUACCACCCACCGUAAGUACCACCGUAAGUACCACCGUAAGUACCACCGUAAGUACCACCUUAAGUACCACCGUAAGUACCACCGUAAGUACCACCGUAAGUACCACCGUAAGUACCACCGUAAGUACCACUGUAAGUACCACUGUAAGUACCACUGUAAGUACCACCGUAAGUACCACCGUAAGUACCACUGUAAGUACCACUGUAAGUACCACUGUAAGUACCACCGUAAGUACCACCGUAAGUACCACCGUAAGUACCACCGUAAGUACCACCGUAAGUACCACUGUAAGUACCACCGUAAGUACCACCGUAAGUACCACCGUAAGUACCACUGUAAGUACCACCGUAAGUACCACUGUAAGUACCACCGUAAGUACCACUGUAAGUACCACCGUAAGUACCACCGUAAGUACCACUGUAAGUACCACCGUAAGUACCACUGUAAGUACCACCGUAAGUACCACUGUAAGUACCACUGUAAGUACCUAGAAGGGGAGGCGGAGCUGGAAGCCGGUGGGCGUCUCUCCAUAUAUGAGCGUUCUGGGCUUCACUUCCUGGAGCUGAAGGAGGUGUGUGUGGAGGACGGAGGCAGCUACACCUGUGUGGUCAGCAACAGCGUGGGGUCCGCCAUCGCUGUGGCCGAGCUCUGCAUCCACGCUCCCACUGAUGAAUCUACAAAGCCUGAACCACCAUCAGAUGUGACCAGCAGCAGCACAUCCAGCUCCUUCACAGACCAGCCUAUGGAAGAGCCUCCUCACAGUUCCAGACUGAGACCCGCCGUACAGCUCCCUCCUGUGGCCCCCCGGAGAACUACAACCUCUGUGAAGGUCCAGUCUGCAGUGAGUUCUCCAUCAAUGCACUUGACGGGUGGCUCAGAUAAUCGCAGAAGUGCAGUAAAGACGCUGUCAGGAUGCGACCUGCGUUUUGAAGCCGUUCCUCUGAACCAGGAAGCCACAGAGGGAACACAUGUCUCCUUCACCUGCCAGGUGUCUGCAGCUACAUUCUCUGCGGUGAGCUGGCUGAAGGACGGGGCCCCUGUGGAGAUGGGGGCUAGUGUGGAGCAGAGACAGGACGGCCCCAGACUGACCCUCACCAUGGACCGGGUCAGAGCUAAGCACCAGGGAUCCUACAGGUGUGAGCUGACCACCGCGGGAGGUGCCACACUCGCCUCGACCACAUGGAGCCUCCGAGUCAACCGCCGCAGUGAGGGUCAGGAGUCCAGAUCCGUGGGUGAAGGUCCUCACUUUGUGAAGUGCCUGUCUGACCUGAAGGUGAUGGACGGGAGUCGGGUCACCAUGACUGUGGAGAUCACUGGCCAGCCGCUUCCGGAAGUGCGCUGGUUCCACGACGGACAGGAGGUGACGGAGACUGAGGACUUCCAUCUGCUCAGAGAGAAGAACCGCUGCACCCUGCUCAUCCAGGAGGUGUUCCCCGAGGACAACGGCUCCUACAGCUGCAGAGCCUGGAACCAGCACGGGGAGGCCAGCACCCACGCCAGGCUCACCGUGGAAGGUAAAGUGUAUUUGAAUGAUUGA
Molecule: messenger RNA, 1554 nt
Organism: Knipowitschia caucasica
Lineage: Eukaryota; Metazoa; Chordata; Actinopteri; Gobiiformes; Gobiidae
Source: the annotation of a GenBank genome assembly